CGUACAUUCAGCUUACCUACCUUUUUUUUCCCUUGCCGUCUUGGAAUGGUACCUCGAUACGAACCCAGCUUUUUCCCUUCUCACGGACCCUUACACAAAAUAACCGAAGAAUUAGGAAUAUGGAAGGACCCUUACGCCCAUUCACCGAUCCGGCCAGUAAGGCCUCGGACAGGGCAUUCCCGCUGGAUGAUAAGGACAUCAAUUGCGUCUCCGAUGAAUCUCUCAUCGACCUCUUCAAGUCUUCUCCGAUCCUUUACGAUUUCGGCCAAACGACGGUGGUGCGAUUGUCUAAGAAUCUCGUUUUAAAAGGCGGCGGCAAUGUGCUGCCUUGCGAGGCAAAGGUCCUUCAACUAGUCGCAUCAAAGUCCAAUAUUCGAGCUCCUCGUGUCCAUCGGUCUCUCCACUUCAUGGACGAUACGAAAUAUUUUGGCACCAUGGGAUAUAUUGUGAUGGAUUAUAUCGACGGCGAGCCGCUUGAUGGCUGCUGGAGAGAUCUCAGUGAUGAACAAAAGAUGGAUGUCGCGAAGCAGACGGCCCAGAUGAUCAUCGAAAUGCAGUCCAUCAAGCUGUUGGAGCCAGGCCCGAUCGGCGGGGGCCCAUGUCGCGGUCGCUUCUUCACGCACUACAGCGCCGGGCCUUUCAAGGACGUGGCCGAAUUCGAGGGCUGGUUCAACCACAAGCUGGACAUCUGUAAAACAUACAAGCACGCAUCGUCAGACCUUCCGCCCUUCAAGUUCACCGAGUUUGUUCUCACCCACCAGGACAUCAGUCCGCGGAACCUUAUUCUGGACCGAAACGGCCUUGUGUGGCUCGUGGACUGGGCAGAUGCGGGUUCGUAUCCCCCGGCCUUCGAAAUGGCAGCUCUAUGCUCUCAGUCUCAGUUCAUCGACUUUAAUGACAUGGUGCUGUCAUUACUCCCGCGAUACCCUUUGGAAGAACAGCAAUUAGAUUCCAUUGGAUACGCCCUUUCAACAGCUGCACUGGCUUGAUUAUUCCUGGAUGGACGCCGCCUUAAACAUACCCAGUCGUCCUCAGCUUGGCGAUUCUCGCUCGAACCACAUUUUCACUACGACGGAAGCGUACUGCUCUCAAAAACCCGUUGUUCAGACACCCAUUAAGUGGAUACAACCAACCAGGGCAGAAGAACGGUCUCAACGCAGCAGAUGUACACAACAGUCCACGACCACUGCGCAGAUCUACAUGUCCUAAGCCCGACCUUCGGUUAUUCCGCCUUGACUCGUAUCGUCGCUCCACUCCAGUAGCCUCAGAAAUAGUGCUAAGAAUUAGUUUGUUGGAAGCAUCAGAAUGAAUCAUGGAUAUGAGUUGGGAAGUAUCCUCUUGGUCAGCACGGCGUAGAAGAUGUAAGAAUCGUUCUAGAAUAUUUGUAUUAUCUCAUAGUUAUGGUAUCUCGCACAGUCCUUGGUAUCCAACAUAUUCUACGCUCUCCCGUGGGCAAUUGUGUGUCGGGUCAUUGGCCUCAACCCGAAUACUGCGAGAUCGUAGUCGUCCUAUAAUCCACACACAUUACGAGGAUAUAUAAACGCAAUCUUGUAGGAGGUUUGGUGAUGAAAGAGACAUGGAGAAAUAUUACCUGAGGGUUCAGGUGUCUCAUAACUCUUUUUGCGCCCGCCUCC
Molecule: messenger RNA, 1634 nt
Organism: Aspergillus pseudotamarii
Lineage: Eukaryota; Fungi; Ascomycota; Eurotiomycetes; Eurotiales; Aspergillaceae
Product: aminoglycoside phosphotransferase family protein
Exons: 3
Coding region: 120-989 (289 amino acids)
Source: RefSeq, a predicted model, not a curated record